This is a messenger RNA of Biomphalaria glabrata, 10037 nucleotides long. Its product is annotated as neogenin-like. The record is from RefSeq and is a predicted model, not a curated record. Gene Ontology annotation, molecular function: protein binding. The transcript is spliced from 28 exons. Gene Ontology annotation, cellular component: membrane. Gene Ontology annotation, biological process: cell-cell adhesion. Lineage: Eukaryota; Metazoa; Mollusca; Gastropoda; Planorbidae. Bases 290 to 4495 code for a protein of 1401 amino acids.
CCCCCCCCCUCUAACCUAACCUCGUUUGCAAAUCGGUGCCUUGAUUUCAACCAUGGCGUUUGGCACUAGACCUAGAUCUAGAAUGAGUUCUUGUGAUGUUGGAUAAAACUUGUGCAAAUAUACGGUUCUUUAUUGACUCUAGGUGUAGAUCUACAUCUAGUCUAAUUAGAAGCACACUUUUUAUUUUUAAGAUUUAUUCUAGAUCUUUGGAUAUCUAGACCAGGUCUUUGAUAAUAGUCAGAGUCAGUGAAUUCUAAUCUGGAUACAUAGAUCUACGAUAACAACAACAAUGGAUAGAAGCUUUCAUAGGAAAAAUAAACGUCGGAAGACCCUUGUUUUGGUCGACUCAACACUUGUUUAUUCUUUUUUCUCUUGGAUACUCAUUACAAGUUCACAUGUAGAUUUAACAUGCAGUGCUCAGGUAUCAAGGUCACUGCCAGACUUCACAUUCAGGGAGCAGCCAACCUCUGUGGUGGCCGAGGAGGACAAGUCAGCCAGGUUCCACUGCCAAGCCAACUAUACAGGUGCAGAGAAGCCGGUGAUCAGGUGGUACAAGAAUGGAGAACAGAAUCAGCUGGAGGACACGGCUAGAAGAUACAUGCUGUCCAAUGGCACCCUGUACUUUAAGAUAGUCUCUCAUCUCAAGUCCUACAUAGAGUCUGACCAGGGAGACUACAGGUGUUCAGCUACUGUGCCAUCCUUGGGGACUAUAGUUAGUAGAAAGGCCACUCUCACCAUAGCAUAUAUCCCUAAACACUUUGAAGUGGAGCCCAAAGAUCUUCAGGUUUCUCUUGGAGACUAUGCUGCCUUUGAGUGCUUGAUCAAUGGACAACCACCAGCUAAAGUUACCUGGUAUAAAAAGUCCAACAAACUCAAUACUCCCUUGGCUAAAGUAUUUCCAACAGGUCUACUUGAGUUGGGACCUAUUACCCUAGGUGACUUUAGCUCUUAUGCUUGUGAGGCUGAGUCCCAUGAACAUUCUCGUACUAGUCGCAUGGCUAAUCUGACACAGAUAUCUGGCUUUGAUGCAAGACCCAGCGCUCCAAAGUUUAUAAUUAGACCCAGGGACCAGAAGGUGGUUAAAAAUGAAAGGGCUUAUCUCCACUGUGUGGCCUAUGGUCGAGACAGACUAGGCAAUACUCCUGUGAUAUCAUGGCUCAAAGACGGCAGCACCAUCUUGUUACAUGGGAAAAAUAGUUCCUCUGUCAGCAUGGAAGGUUCUGGGACGCUGGUCAUCACAAAUGCCAGUGAAUCAGAUGCAGGGGUGUACACAUGUAGGGCAGUCAAUUCUGAAGACUCUGUGGAUGCUGAUGCUUCACUCACUGUCUCAGUACCACCUAGAUUUAAAGUGACACCAAAGAGCAUGCAAGGGGAAACACAGUCAGAUCUAACCCUCCAGUGUGAAGCAGAAGGGAUGCCGCAACCAGUGAUUUCCUGGAUGAAGGAUGGUGAGCCCAUCAAACCCCAGGAUUACUUCCUUGUCUUGCCUGGAGGAAGCCUCAAAAUCCUUGGUCUGCUCCCCACUGACAAGGGCAUGUACCAAUGCUUUGCCGAGAAUGAAUUAGGCCAGGCCCAGGUGGCAGCAUACCUUGACGUCAUCAGCAAAGACUCACCCCUCCCUUCCAAAUCCUACCCCUACGCCUUACCAGCAGGUGCCUUGUACUCAGAGAGCUACUCCCAGCCCCCGGUGCCAAUCAACUUGAAGGCAGCUCUGGUCUCCCCUAGAUUCAUCACCAUCACCUGGGACUUGCCAGAGAAGCCUGAAGCCAAGGAUGUCACCCAGUACUUUGUUGUAUGGAGAGAAGCUGGAUCUGAAAGGCAACGCACGAGUAACACUACAUCUCGGGAGUUUAACAUUCAGGGUCUGAAGUCAAGGACAAAAUAUGAGAUACAUGUCAGAUCUUACAACAGCAAGGGUGUUAGUCAGGAGGAGGCCAAGCUUACUGUCACCACUGGUCAAGAUGCCUCAGUGCCCAGUCCACCAAUGAAUUUACAAGCAAUACCCAUAUCCUCAGCUGAGAUCCAUAUCAAGUGGGAACCUCCUCUGGAGCCCAAUGGAAUUAUCAAGUCCUACUUUCUCUUUUAUUACAAGGUGGGUUCCAAGGUGGAGUCUGAAGUCACUGUCAGCAAUAGUACCACAAGUUAUACCAUGAGAAAUUUGAGGACUUUUAAGGAGUACAGCGUUCGAGUUGUUGCAGUCAAUGAAAAUGGGCAUGGCGCCAGUACCUCUGAAGUGUUGGCCAGGACAUACUCAGGGACACCCUCAGAAGCACCUCGUAACUUUACAGUGGUAGCAACAAAUUCAAAGAGUCUCAGACUAAGUUGGCUGCCACCUCCUGAGGAUGCUCAGAAUGGUAUCAUCACUGGUUACAAGAUAAGGUACCGAACCAAAGGGCUGGACCAUAAGAAUGCUGAGACACUGUCUACAGAUGGGGAGAGGAAAAACUAUGCCCUAACUAACUUGCAGGAAGGCACUGAGUACCAGGUCCGGAUAGCUGCCAUGACCAUUAACGGGACUGGACCCAACACUCCCUGGGAGACAGUCACUACUUUCAAAGAAGAUCUUCAAGAAAAUGAUGUUCCUGGAGUUCCUGCCCUUCUGAUAGCACAGACCAAGGCCAAUUCUAUUUUGGUCUCCUGGGCACCCCCAUCACCUCAUAGUAAGAUAUUAGUCAGAGGUUAUGUGCUGGGCUAUGGUAAGGGUAUAGCUGAUGUCUACAAGCAUACACUGGAUGCCAACUCCCAAGAUUUUCAUAUAAAAAAUCUACAACCCAAUUCCCAGUAUGUCAUUUCCAUCAGAGCGUUCAAUUACAAAGGUCAAGGUCCUAGUAAAUAUGAAACUGUCAAUACACCCGAGGAGAUGCAUGAGGAGCAGGUCACUCCCAUGCUGCCUCCUGUUGGUCUGAAAGCUCAUGUGUUGUCAUCCACCACCAUCAUGCUUACAUGGUCAGACAACUCACUGAGCAGGAAUCAGAGAAUCAUGGAUGACCGCUACUACACUAUCAAAUACAGGCAGCUGAAUCUCAAGAAUAGCAAGUUCAAGUACAUCAAUGCCACAGAUCUAAACUAUCACAUUGAAAGCUUGCGACCUCACACCGAGUAUGAGUUCAUGGUGAAAGUCAUUAAAGGUCGCCGUGAGUCAGACUAUAGCAUGACAGUGGUCAAUAAAACAGAGGAAUCUGCACCUUUGUCUGAGCCAAGGGAUGUCACCCCUGUUGGUCUGGAGAAGAAUCCAUUCGCUGUGAGCUUGAACUGGCAGCCCCCAUUGCGCCCCAAUGGCCAGAUCACUGGCUACCUUAUUUAUUACACACAUGAUGAGCAUACCAAUGACAUGCUGUGGCCAAUGGAAGGGGUGGUUGGUGACAAGUUGUCAACAGUUAUAGAUAAACUAACACCAGACACCAGGUACCACUUUAAAGUCCAAGCCAGAAAUUCCAAAGGGCUUAGUCCAAAGUCUGAAACAGCUACUUACAGGACCCCACCGAAGACACCCACUGGUCAAGAGAACACAGAGACUGAGAAGGGCCUGACCACUAAUGUCAUCAUCAUCAUUGCUGCUUGUGCUGCUGGUUUUGUAUUCUGCACCGUUGUUAUUGUCAUCAUUGUCUGUCUGUGUCGCUGGCAUGGUGGCAGAUCCAACAACUUGGAUAAAAGUCAAAGCAAAGUGACCAAAAUCCCUCCACCCAGUGUCAAGCCACCUGACCUUUGGAUCCACCAGCCAAGCCACUUAGAGUUACAGAAUAUGGAAAGGUCUAACCGGAGCGAGAGCUCUGCGUCAGUGGCUACUAGCACAUUGAGACGCGGUUCCAGGGGCUCCGCUGAUCAGACUGAUGACCAAGCUUCAACCCUGGACAGGAGGAGGAACUCUUUCAUAGAUGACAGAGGUUACCCAUCUAGUGGAGAGGAAAGAUAUCAGCCUAUUCAAUCUAGGAACCUCAUUCGUCCAAAGCCAGUCGCUUUGCUUCCUGAGGCACAGUUUUCAUUGAGGGAACCCAUACCCACAGUGACCCCAGGCUCCAAUGGUCACAUAUUACAGUAUGGAGACAACACAGGCAGCCAAAUACCAUUGAGGCCUGUGUACCCCAGAACCCAGUACAACACGCAGUAUCAGAGUGCUGCCAGGGUCAACGCUGGAGACUUACCCCACACUUGUCCACCAACCAGCAAAAUCCUGUGUGCUGUUGAUGAGGAUGAUGGGAGCCUGGAGAUGUCUGGAGGCAUGGAGGAGUCUUUCAACUCCAGGAUUGGUUAUGUGAAACCCCAACAAAGCAUCAGUCCUUACAAGAAGCCCACAGCGCCAGUCAUGUCCACGCCAAACAAAGGGUCAAGAACUCCCAUCUCAUUCAAUUCCAAAUCUCCAGACCUAAAAAGUAAAAAAGAUGAUGCUGAUCUCUCAAAAUCCUUGAGUACAGAGGAGUUGACAGCAGAGAUGGCCAACCUUGAGGGCUUGAUGAAGGACCUUAAUGCAAUAACACAGCAAGAGUUUGAGUGCUAGCAUUGGAUGGGGCUUGAUGAAUACAAUUAAUUGAGGCUUUUUGGAUAGCAAUUGGUCUAUAGAGAAUCAUUAACUCUUUCUUUCCUAAUUAACAAUAUCAUCAUUGAUUUGACCCCAUUAACUUGAUAUUAUUAAAUAUAAUUUUCUGUUUUAUAAAAAGAGCAUGCAUUCUCCUAAAAUUCUAUACCAAAAUUAACGUUUUCUGAUUACAAACAAAGAUGUUAUUGAAUUUUUAUCAUAACAGGGUAGAAUGUACAAAUGUCAAAAAAUAACUAUUCUGUCAGAACAUGGAAAAUAAUUAUGGAGAUAAAGAGUUAAGGUGAUUGGUAUUUAAAAACAGAAUAUUGUUGGAGAAGACGUCAGGAUUAUAAGGAAAAAAAGAAAAAAAGACAGGCCAUUGAUGAAACAGGAAACACCCACCGAGGUUGUGAAAGAAAAAAUUGUUUAAGUGUACUGUGCUUGAAGGAUAAUAGUCAUUCUGUUAUUAAAUGGUCGCAUAAAGAUGGUUAGUGAAGAUUUGCUAUCUUAAGUAAAAAUGGGUUAUAAGACAGUUGUUUGAAGAUUAUCGUCUGUUUACAGAUGUAUCCAAGUUAGUAUUCUGUUGUACCAGUAGGCUCAUUGUGUCCAACGGUGACAGUGUUCAGUGAAGAAAGUGAGUUGCUGACUGAUGUGAUGAUGACAACUAUUCACACCAUUUCUCCAGUGCCUCAUUGACUUAGUGUGUAAAUGAUGUGUAGACUUCACAUAGUGUGUAAAUGAUGUGUAGACUUCACAUAGUGUGUAAAUGAUCUGUGCGUAGAGAGAAUAGACUGACUUCUGUGAGACUAAUGAAAUGACUAAAUGAGUACUGUGUGUUGCAUGUGAAGGGAGAAGAAGGUUUCCUUGUGUGUGAUCAGAAUGAAACUUUAAUUACAUUCAACAAUUAUGACAACUCAUUGCCCCAUCUAUCACUGAUGUUAAAACAAGCCCAGGUUAACUUUGAAAUAUCCCAAUGUAAAGAGGUGAAUGCACUUGAUAUUACUUUCACCUGUCUGCUGAUGUUCAUAUGCUUGCCAUGACUUAUUUGCAUCAACAAAAAGAUUACUAUGAGUUUGACCACUAACCUAUAUUUACUAUUGAGAACCUGCAGCGAACCUACAUUUAAUUCCACACAUAGUUUUUUUUAGCAAUGAUUCUGUUUGCCAGGUUCUACCACAUCGUUACAUUUACUAGAACCUAAGAACCUUUUUAUAAUUGUUGUAUCCAUUUCAAUGGACCAUAGUUAGUUCUUUGACCAAAGAUUCCAGAUCCUUUAAUUGAGGGAUUUCAAAGACUACUAGUACACUAUUCUUUUAUUUAAAAUCUUUGUGUUCAGGCAUUUCAACUGAAAACAUUUCCUUCUUAUAGUAGCAUUAUUUUUUUUAUUAAUGUACAGGUUUACAAAAUAAUGGGCUUAGGUUAGCAUAGUCAGAGAGAAGCUGAGUUAGUGCUGCUGAUAACAUAAUGUAUAUUUUGUGAAGCACAUUGUAUUUAUAAGCCCUGGCAACGUUUAUGUCAUCCAUACAGAGUUAAAGCAGAGUUUUUAUCCAAUGUUUACAAAUGACAAAAAUAAAUAAUUUGUAAUGAUAUUAUUAUCUAGAUAAUGUUUUAUUUAUCUAUGUCUUUAUAAUAACAGUAAUAAUAAUGUCUUAUCUGAAGGAGGUGGCCAUGUUUUCAAUUAUUUUAACAUUGUGACAUGUUAUUCUCUUGAUAUUUAUGUAUGUACAUAGAAGCAUUUAUCAUUGGGAUUGUGUGCAUUUUUUAAAUUGUCUGCUCUUCUAGUUUAUGUUGUGAAAUGAAACAGUAAGUAGUAAAUUUUUUUUUUAUCAUUUAUACUUGACAACCAGCAGAAUCUCUUUAGAUCAACAUUUUUUUUAGUAAUGAUAGUCCAUCAUUUAAGUACUUCAUAACCAACAUUAUGUCAUUGUCUGUUCAUAAAUUAUUUUGUUUCCAAAAUUGCUGCCUGAUCUUGUGGUAUGCGCUCUGGAUUGUCAUCUUGAUGAUCCUAAGUUUGAACCCUGUCUGCUACUCAUCUCCAGCCAUCCUGAGGGAGAUUUGGCCAAGGAUGUAAUUAAUAUUUAAUUCUAAAGGAAUACCCAUGUCAAACAAAAAAGAAAAGAAAUGAUUUAUUACUGUUUUAAUUCCUUAACCCUUAAAGGGCUGAGCUGUUUUUCAGUGAGUGAAAACAAAAUGGAAUUAUAAUUCUGAUGUUUAGAGGCUAAACUACCAUACGCGUUUUAAGGGUUAAUGCUUUUUUUUUUCCCUUUUAGUGGUGCAAUCAUUUUUAAAGUAAAUGCUGACAUUUUUUUAGUAAAUGAAUUGAUUUUUUUUAAAUCUAAAUUUACUAUACUUAGGAGUAGCAUUGGAGUUUAUUGUCUAACUUGUGCUUACUGUCUCUAUACAGAAUGUUAUUUAUUUCUGUUUUAUUGAUGCUCAUGUUCUGUAUCACUUCAUGUACAUUUAUGUUUGGUUAAAGAAGUCAUUAUUUAAUGAAUUGCUGUGUGUGUGUAAAGAGUGUAAAAACAAAAACCUUUAAAUUUACAAAUGAACAAAUGUUGACAACUGUAUCCACUUUAUUAUUGUCAUUGUUGUAACAGAUACCUUUAGCAUUAUUAUCUUGUACACAGGGUGAGAUGUCAUGGUAACUACUUUAUAACAGUAAUACACUGUUUUGUUUUAAAUGCAUCUAUUUAGUUUUUUUUAGUAUUCUACAUUUAUAUGAAUUAGUUUGAAUCUACUCUUGCACAUGUUAGAACUUCUAUAAUGGUUUCUUUUAGGAUAAUAAGAAGUGUUGAUAGGAGACCAUUUCACCACUAAUGUACAAUACCUAGUUCAGUGAGCUUCAGGUUGGGAUUAGUGUAGGAACAUAUUUGGCUUUAUUGUAACACAAAACUCAUCCCAGUAUUUCUGCCUUGUAUCCAGGACAAAUUCAGAUUAACCACUGAGCAAAAAAAAAAAUAAAAGAUGACUAUUCUGUUUCUCAUGGACAAAAUGACAAAAUACAAUGUGAAAAGAUAGGCAAAAUAGUGAUAGAAGAGAUUACCAUAAUAAAGUAAUUGUAACUUUUUCUUCAAAUAUUUUGUAGAGUAAAAUCCAAACACAUAUUUGUUUUGGUAGCUCAUACUUUUCAUGUUUAUUGUUACAUUCAAAUCUUGAAAUAUGUUUUUGUAAGACAAUGGUGCUUUAUAGGCAGCAUAGAGUGCCAGUAGUUUGGUGUGAAAUAGUGUGGGGAGUAUUCUCACCGUGGAGCUGAGUCGUCUGUUUUGUUCAUCACAUUGAACAGAAUGCUUUGCUUUUGUUUACUAGACCUCCUGAUAAACAAGAAGAAGAUGGUUAAUGGGAACAUUUUCUAAAAACAGGAAAUAGAUUUUUUUUUCCUUUAUUAUGCUGCACCAGUCAUUUUCUGCAUUCAAAUUUCUGUUAGUAGCUUAUGAGCAAAAAGUGUACUGAGCAUUCACAUAAUUAAAAAUUUCUCAUUUACAAAUAACAACAUUGAAAAGGAUACUCAGCUUUUAAUAAGUAAUCUCCAUUAAUUCCCUGUCGUCUUCAGUUUCUUUGGAUUUCUUUUGUCUUCUUACUUAAAUAUACCUGGGAAAGAGUCCAGUGAAUAUUUACAAGAGUGAGAAAUGUUUUUUUUUUCAUAUUUUUUUAAAAAUACAAUUUUGUGUAAUCCUUUCACAAGUAAGAUGUAUAGUUAGAAUAAAAUAGUACUGUACUGGCCAGUAGACAUAAAACAAAAACACUUGCAUAGAAUAUUUGUUCUAUAUCUCUUUGUGGACUUGUUUCUGUGUGGACCAUGUCAAUUGCUUAUAUAAAACAAAUCUUUUCUUGACUUUCUGUUGUACACAAACAAAGCAUCAGGUUUACUGUUUUUUUUAUAUGCAUCUGCACUUAUACACUGUAUAACUUUGUUUAAAUUAUUUUCUAGAUGGUAGGGUCUUAAGUUUAUAUACAAUUGAUGAAGUAUAACUAUAAUGUUAAGGUAGCUGCAUUUUGUUUUUGGAUAUUUUGAUAAGUUUUUUAUUUUUAUGAUUAAAAAAACAACGUUUCUUACUAUCAUUUAGUGGCGGUAUUCUUCUAUUAUUACCAUAUAAAUCAUUUUUAUUUCUGAUUUUGUAAUUUUAUAAAAGGUUGUUUCAUUUCCUAAUGUAUACAAUUUUCUGUAGGUUCAUGUGUGGUAAGCAUGUUAAACAAACUUUUAAAUAGUAAUAUCAUUUUUUAAAGAAUGACAAUUUUUCUUGUGAGUAUUUAUUUAUGUUGUGACUAGAACAAUCCUUCUUAUAUAAUUUUAACCUGUUUCUAAUAAUAAUUUAGUAAUUUAAAUUUUUAGUUUUAGUUUCAUAAGGCUUCAAUGUUUGCAAAUGAUUUUAUUACUUUUUUUUAAUAGUUUUUAAAAAUCCAAAUCUGUUUCUUUUUUUUUUUAAAUAAUUUUAAUGAUUGAGAUUCAUACUUCAUUCAUUAAGUAAUCAAUACCACAAGUGUACAUUAAUUGGCCUUAAGAUGAUAGUCAUAGUGGAAGAUUUGUUUGUUUUUGUUUAAUUCUUCUCAAUUAUUCACUCCCAUAUUGUGUGCAAAUGAGGAAUUAAACAUUAUAAAUAUGUCAAUUGUUCCCUUGAUUUUUUUAGUUAUUUUUUUAGAUUUUUUUUUAUCUAAAAAGAUUAGCAGUGCUAUGUUCAAUUAGAUACUAAACUAGACUUUUUUUUUUUUGACUGCUGUAACUUGUAUUACCAAAAAAAAAAAGAUUUUAACAAAGUAAACAUGAUUUUAAAUGAAUACAUCACCAACUUAUCAAAGAAAAAUUGUAAAUGGUUUCAAUAGGGCGAAAGUUUUGAUUUCAGUCAAGAAAAGAAGACUGUCCACCUAUCUCGAAUAUCUAUGCCAUGCACUUAAAACUCUUUUAAAAAUUAUCUUCCAGCAGAAAAGUUUUUGCUUGCUCUUCACUUCCUGUUUGAAGCUUCAAAGUCUUGAAGAAGGGUAAAUUUGUUUGACAAUGCAGCACUUGAAAUACUUUGACUGUUAUAGUUAUACUGUCUUGUCACAUUGUACAUAUGUCCAAACAAAUGUCUUCAUUGAUCAGUCUUGUAUAGUUUUUAUUUCCACUGUCUGCCUCAUGUUCAAUAUUCAUUUCAACUGUACAACUUUGUAUUUAUUGACUUUGAUCCUAGAAGCUUGGCAAGUGCUGCUUCUUUUUAAAUGUUUGAAUUUAUUUUUAUUUUUACACACAGAACUAAUUUUUACCUCAAAGCUAUUUUUCUAUCCAUGUUUGUGAAAACUUGAUAGAGAAUGUCAUGUCAUUAAAACAAUGUCUCAUCUCAUAGACACAUUCAUUAUUGCUCUGACAUAUAUCCGUGUGCUGAUGCAAGCAAGGUAAUUGAUCAAAUCUAUUUUGUCUCCAUUCUCCUUUGUUUUGUAACAUGCAUUUUUGGUGUCUAAUGUUUGUUUUUGAAUCACAUUAUUUUUCUGGUCAACAAUGUAUGACUUAUAAAAUUUCUGAUAUGUCGAAGCAAAUAAAUUUUUUAAAUUA